AAUGCAGCAUAAGAUCUCGGAUACAUGGAAGAACGCGUAUGACACGGACUACCCCGCAAUGGCUGAUGAUGGAGUAGACACCACCACCACCACCAACACCACCACCCCCUCCUCCCCUCCCAUACACGGACCCAACGGGGUCACCAACGGCCCCAACAGUAUAGUGAACGGCUUGCUGCGAAAGGCGGGAAGCUUCAGCGAUGUCGUCUGCUCAGGAGGCGGCAGUUUGGAGCAGAAGAUUCAGGAGCUCCGAGCCGAGAAGGAGGCCGGGGAGGUGAAGAAAUGCCCCUCGUCUAUGCCCAACGACCAGGACAGUCCUCUGGACUUCUCCGUGAAGCGAAGGUCUUCGUUUUCUGGAAGCCUCAGCGAUGACUCGCAGGCUUCCUCCUCCAGCCCGGGUCACGUGACGGACUACAAUGCCGUGUCCCCGCCCCCCGCGGUGGAACUGGGCGGCUCAGCCAAUCACAACGGCGAUCUCACGAGGAGAGCCACGCCCAGCCCGGGGAGCAAGCUAGACGAACAGAAGGUGAUGGGGCUGGGCGGGAUGAACAUGCCGCCGGCCUCCCCCAUGCCCCCGCUCAUCAACGGCAUGGGUUUUUUCCCCGGUCUACCUUCGAAUCUUCUCGCCAACGGCUCCGCCAUAAACGCUUUUUCGCAGAUGGCGGCCGCGGCUGCUUUUAUGGACCCAAGGGGCAAGAAGAACAACCGUCCUUUUAAAGCAUAUCCGAAAGAGGCGCUGCAGAUGCCGCUUGGGUUUUUUGGCCUCCCCGGCUUGACGGCAGCGGCACUACAGCAAGGCACGGACUCCGGGGGAGGCAGGGGAGGCAUGAACAGCGAGGAGAUCAUGAACAUGUACAACCAGCAGCUACAGCUUCUCCGAGAGAAGCAGCUAUCAGCUUCCGGCCACGUCACGGGGGCGGGUAAAACGUCCUCCCCUCCUUCUUCUCAGGUCCAGCCUCACCCUUCGGCCAAUACGAAUCACAACAGCCACAACAAUAACAACAGCAACAACAGCGGCUCCAGCCCGCACCACUCUCAUCAAGCUCAGCACCAUCAUCAACAGCAUCAACACCAUCUCCACCAACAACAGCAUCAUCAUCAGACACAAGGCUCACAGCUCCACCCCCACCACCCCCACCACCACCACCACCACCACCAUCAGGGCAAUCGCCGUUUGUCCAGCUCGCCGACACACAUCCCAUCUCAGCACCAGCAAGGAGGGACAGGCGGUCUGAGCCCACCUUCUCCUCUUCCCCGAGACACUUCAGACCUCAUGACGGCCGCCAGCAAUAACAGCCACCACCAUCACCCCCACCCCCACCUCAGCAGCAACAACAACAACAGCAGCCACAGCUCGUCGUCACCUCCUUUCCCUACCCCCACCACGCCGCUCCCCCCACCCUCGUCAUCCACCUCCCCCUCCGCAUCCAUGAACACAACGCUAGUCUCCAGCACCUCCUCCUCCUCCUUCGCCUACAACAACUCGAGGAAGCGUCCCCGCUCUCUCCCCGACGACCAGAAGGACGCGGCGUACUGGGAGCGCCGGCGGAAGAACAACGACGCCGCCAAGCGGUCCCGCGACGCCCGGCGUGCCAAGGAGGACGAGAUCGCGAUACGCGCGGCCCUGCUGGAGCAGGAGAACAUCAAGCUGCGCGUGGAGGUCGCGGCGCUCAAGACGGAGACGGCCCGCCUCAGGUGUCUGCUCUACAACAGUUAGGACGACAGCAUCUUCAACAGCAACAGCCGCAACAACAACAACAACGCGAACCACAACAACAACAAUUGCAACAACCGCAACAACAACUGCAACAACUGCAACAAUAUUAAGAACAACAAGAACUACUACGGCCAUCUUCAAAAUGACCAAAUGUGUUGAACUGGGCGUUCAACUCGCACUCAAACUUACAAAGGCAUAAUCUCUACUUUGUCCUUGCUGCUCACAUCAGCAGUGUUUUUCGUUAGCUUUGGUUGUUACUUUCUCGGAUGUUGUCCGGAAUGUCCCCAAAAUGUUAGAUGUUUCACUCAUCAUUGUCUUUUGCACAAUGGCAUGCCCUGUGUGCACACUGUCUACUCUUCUGUAGGGGGUAAAACCUAAGAAGUUCUAGACGUCUCCGUCAAUCUUGUUGUCACCCUAAGCUAACGUUGUUCUUGAAACAUGAUACUGUGUGGUUGCAUUUUUUAAUUAUUUUUUUUUGGUUGUUGCCUUUUCUUCUUUUUUUUCAACAAACUUUUUGGGUGAUCAUGUCGUUAAGCGUAGAUGGUCAGAUGAGAGAGGGAUGGUUACUUCUUACUGUUCUUACGACGACUCUGAUAGUGGUGUUGUGUUUUGCUGUCAAGGCGGAGAAUUGACCUUUUACAAGUUGAGCUUUGGUUUGUCUGUUCCUGCACUUUUCUGAUCAAGCCUCAUCAAGACUUUCGUUGUCUGCGGCGGGCUCUUAAUUAAGACGAGCCCUGUCACUAACAAAGAAACGCCAGUGUGGGAAGACUUAAAGUUUGUCAUGACGAUUGCACUAAUGCAUUGUUCGAUAUGUUGUUUGAGACUCCUGUUCACGUUAUUCUCAACAGUUUAUAUAUAUAUCUUAUUGUCUAUGCUGCAAUUCUCAGGGAAAUGAUAAUUAUUGAAGAUAUG
Molecule: messenger RNA, 2629 nt
Organism: Aplysia californica (California sea hare)
Lineage: Eukaryota; Metazoa; Mollusca; Gastropoda; Aplysiida; Aplysiidae
Product: ell-associated factor Eaf
Exons: 1
Coding region: 2-1717 (571 amino acids)
Biological process (GO): regulation of transcription by RNA polymerase II
Cellular component (GO): nucleus
Molecular function (GO): DNA-binding transcription factor activity, RNA polymerase II-specific; RNA polymerase II cis-regulatory region sequence-specific DNA binding
Source: RefSeq, a predicted model, not a curated record